AUGAGUAACGUAAGCAGCGAAUUUAGCUUGAAAUUGGGUGUGAUAGGGUGUGGAAGCCUGGGCACUGCAAUUCUUCGUGGAUUACUUACUGCGAAUAACGCAAACCUGACGCCAGCUGAGGUUCGAGCAUCUGUUGUCUCCAAAGCGUCUGCCGUUGCUCUGCGCGAAACAUUACGCAGCAUAUCGGAAAAAGUGGCAGUCAAUGUCUACCAGGGUCAGAAUGUUACUGUUGCGCAGGAAUCCAACAUUAUUAUUCUCGCGUGUCCCCCACAAUUCAUGACCACGACCCUGGGAGAGGGUGGCAUGCAGGAUGCACUUCGGGGGAAGCUAUUGAUUAGUGUACUUGCGGGAGUCACAACGCAAAGUAUCCAUGAGGCCAUCUCUAGAGGCAGAUCGUCAUCAGCAAUGGAAUACUACGUGGCCAGAGCAUUACCUAACCUUGCUGUCGCGCAACAUGCUUCUGCGACUGCCAUUGAAAUUGUUGACCCUGAGCUUCCUGCUGAUAAAGGAGACAUGGUGUCUGCAGUCUUCCUACAGCUUGGCAGAAUUAUGUACCUGCCAGCCUCCCUCAUGGAUGCAGCCACCGUAAUGUGUGGUUCUACACCAGCUUUCAUUGCCAUCUUCCUCGACGGUAUAAUUGACGGUGCGGUGGCCGCUGGUGUUCCGCGGAACAAAGCUGAUGUUAUGGUUUCUCAAGUCCUAGCCAGUACAGCUGCCCUGAUGCAGAAUGGACAACGCGCCUCAUCAUUGAGAGAGUCUGUCUGUGCCAUGCCCGGAUGUACAAUCCAAGCCAGCAUAGUCCUCGAACAGGGUGGGGUUAGAGGCACCGCUGCAACGGCUAUGAAGGCAGCCAUCACAGCCGCCGGAAAACUUGGGUGA
Messenger RNA from Exophiala aquamarina CBS 119918, 879 nucleotides. RefSeq lists its product as uncharacterized. Gene Ontology annotation, biological process: L-proline biosynthetic process. The record is from RefSeq and is a predicted model, not a curated record. The transcript has 2 exons. Gene Ontology annotation, molecular function: pyrroline-5-carboxylate reductase activity. NCBI's taxonomy places the organism in Eukaryota, Fungi, Ascomycota, Eurotiomycetes, Chaetothyriales, Herpotrichiellaceae. The coding region runs from base 1 to 879 and encodes 292 amino acids.